UUCAUUCAUUUUUUUUGAACAGUUGAAAUGUACCGAUACCGCUCACUCAGCUGAUGUAUUUAGCUUUGUAGAUAACCAUUUACGCAACUAAAGGAGAACAAAGUUCGUUCUAAUAUUUAAAAGAUAUAGAAUAAUGAAUCGAUGAUCACUCUGUUCGCCCGCUGAAGUGUUUCCAGUGUCGCAGAGAUCUGUGCUCCAAACCAAACCUGUACCUUUGUCAACGCUAGCUAUUUGCAGAUCAUGCAAAUUAUUCGUUGCUCUGAUUUAAGGAUGUUUAACAUCUGUUUUAAGAUUUAUAGUGAAUAAUUGUGAUUGCUUUGCUAAAUGGUUUUUCAAUCACCGAUUGCUUUGAAGUUGAACAUAGUGCAGUGUAGGUCAACUAUUUACUGCUAGUUGGCUAGCAAAAACAUUGUCUUUACAAACAUGGAAUAUCAAGAAACUGCAAAUACAGUUGCCGAUCGCCUUCUUAGCUAUAGCAAAGAUCCAUCUGGAUGGAAAGUCUGUAAAAAAUCGAAUGAUGUUGCUGUUUAUUGGCGGCCAUCAACAGAAUUUCCUGGGAAUGUGUACAAAGGUGAGGGUGUCAUUAAUGCUUGCCCAGAGAAGGUGUGGGAGUGCUUGAAACCAGAGCCCAAUGGCCUUCGUGUCAAGUGGGACAGCAAUGUCAAGAGGUUUGAGCUGCUUGAACAAGUCACUGAGGAUGUCUCUGUCUGCAGAACUGUUACUCCUUCAGCAGCUAUGGGUAUUAUAUCACCACGAGACUUUGUAGAUGUUAUUUUAGUUAAGCAAUACGAAGAUGGCACCAUAACUUCAAAUGCCACCCACGUAGGACACCCUGGCUGUCCUCCUCAGGCUGGCUAUGUCAGGGGCUUUAAUCAUCCAUGUGGGUGCUUCUGCGCUCCCAUCCCCGGGGAACCAGGCAAAACCCAGCUCUUGAGCUUCUUCCAGACAGAUCUGGGAGGCUUUCUUCCACGCUCUGUCGUGGACUCCUUUUUCCCGUCCAGUAUGACUGAGUUCUACAGCAACCUCACGAAAGUGGUCAAGUCUCUGAAAUAGCACAAGUAACUGCCAUCCGUGAGGGAAAGCUGUCCACCCAACUGUCAGCCAGAGAUUAGGAGACUUUUUAAUGGUGCAAGCCUGAGAAUAUUUCCUAAAACAAGGUUUUAUUGUGUCUAGUAAGGGAAAAUAAUUUUGUUUUCACCAAGUCAGUAUAAGAGCAAAUGUUACCUCUGACUUUGUACUAACCUAUACACAUUGACAAAUGUUAGCAAAAUGAUGUACUGUAAAGCAUGAAAUGUUGUUUUUUAUUAUUAUUAUUAUUAUUAUCGAGAAUCUGGACCAGAACGGGAUAUGAUUAAUUUUCUUAGAUAAUUUUAACUGCACAAACUACACGAUCCUUUACAUUUCUUGUGUAUAAUGAAAUCCAUUCCUUUUUUAUAGAUAAUGAUUCAUAUAUGUUGCAGGUAAUGAUUCCUAUAUGAGGCAUGCUCAUACAGUCUACACAGGUUAUAUAAAGUGGGGGCUUAGCUCCACAAAACUUAAAAAAAAAAAGAAAUCCUCAUAUUUAUCUGUUUGUUUCUGAAUAUGAACGGCAUGAUUCACACUACAUCCUUAUUGGUUCUUGUUUACAUUUCAGAAAUUAUUGACAUAAUUAUGAAAGAAUAGGAAAGGGAAAAGGGAGCAUAGUCGUAAACAUUCUCCAUGUUAUUUGGAAUUCUACUGUAUGGCCAGUCAUGUUGUUUGGCGUGUAACUAGACCCAUCUGCUGAGUGUGACCUCUGCCAUUUACACUGUGAUCAUUGGUUUUUACGUAAGGGAGCAUGACUGUCUGACCUAGUCUGUGUGUGUCUGCACCAAUCAAUGUUGUGUACUGUAUCGUCAGUGAUAUGCAUGACCUCAAACACAGUUGCUCAAACACGGAAGAGCCAUAUGUUCAGAUGAUGGGUGUUAGCCUAGCCUAGCAAUCCAUCAAUAUUCUGUUACUGCCUGCUUUUUUUAUAGUUGCUUUCUGUUGGGAUUACUGUACCAUGGCCUUGUUUUUGUGCCAAAAAAAUGAUAUUUGUGUUGUUAGAGGUUCUGUCUCAGUUUGUCUGUGGUCAGUCACCACAUAAUGUCCUCAGUGAUUAUAAGUUAAUACUUAUUAUCCAAUAGUCAUUGGUUUGGUAGGUUUGCUAUUUCAGUAUGUGUUGAAUGCUGUGUUUGAUUCCUCCACAUUGAAAUCGGUUGCUGCUAUGGAAAGUGACUUACAUGUACUGUUUGUUAACUCGCUGGUACCUGAAAGAAACCAUCAAUUCACCUCUAUAAAUCACUCCUGAGAUUUUUGUAUUUCACCAGCAUCAAUAAUAAAAACAAAACUGUACUAUCCACCAAGA
Molecule: messenger RNA, 2368 nt
Organism: Alosa sapidissima (American shad)
Lineage: Eukaryota; Metazoa; Chordata; Actinopteri; Clupeiformes; Clupeidae
Gene: stard5
Product: StAR-related lipid transfer (START) domain containing 5
Exons: 6
Coding region: 424-1053 (209 amino acids)
Molecular function (GO): lipid binding
Source: RefSeq, a predicted model, not a curated record